This is a messenger RNA of Thalassophryne amazonica, 1284 nucleotides long. RefSeq names its product TAF12 RNA polymerase II, TATA box binding protein (TBP)-associated factor (gene taf12). Gene Ontology annotation, biological process: RNA polymerase II preinitiation complex assembly; DNA-templated transcription initiation. Gene Ontology annotation, molecular function: TBP-class protein binding; DNA binding; protein heterodimerization activity. The record is from RefSeq and is a predicted model, not a curated record. The transcript is spliced from 6 exons. NCBI's taxonomy places the organism in Eukaryota, Metazoa, Chordata, Actinopteri, Batrachoidiformes, Batrachoididae. Gene Ontology annotation, cellular component: SLIK (SAGA-like) complex; SAGA complex; transcription factor TFIID complex. Bases 287 to 685 code for a protein of 132 amino acids.
UUGGUUUGCAAAUGGUUAAAUGAAGGAGGCAGGAAGCUAAUGUCCUUCCUUCCUGUUGUACAGAGAUAGUUUGAAGAAGUUUAGUCUGUUUAUUUAAAAAUUCACUCUCCCUCGUCACUUGAACAACAAAUCAUGGAUAGAUAGUGUUUGUUUAACUGGAUUCACGGACUUCGUCCCCAUAAAAUAGACAAUUUAUAAUUAGAUUGCCCGUUUGGCUCAUCGUCUGGUUGCCCAUUUGGUCAGCAGCUGAUAGUUUGACCUGCUGUUUCGUCCUGAAGUCACGGCGAUGGCCAACAGCACCACAGCACCAGCCAAGGUUCUGGGAGCCCCUGGCCCUGCUGGAAGAAGUAGUCCAGAGGGAUCUCAGGUGCUCAGUAAGAAGAAAUUACAGGACUUGGUGAGAGAAAUUGAUCCUAAUGAACAGCUUGAUGAGGAUGUUGAGGAGAUGUUACUACAAAUUGCAGAUGACUUUAUAGAGAGUGUAGUGACGGCUGCAUGCCAACUGGCACGCCAUCGCAAGUCCAACACGUUGGAAAUAAAGGAUGUCCAGUUACAUCUCGAGCGUCAGUGGAACAUGUGGAUUCCUGGAUAUGGCUCCGAUGAGAUCCGUCCGUUUAAGAAGGCCUGCACCACAGAGGCUCACAAACAGAGAAUGGCACUGAUCCGCAAGACGACCAAAAAGUAGCAGACCUGUACCGUAUGUCGUAUCCAUUCUGCAUUUUUUUUUUUCCCUUUUUAUUAAGAUGAAAUUCUUUUGGAUUAAAAUUGAGGAAAUGUAUUUUUUUUCUGUCUCCUAUACAUUAUAUGGUGUAGCAUUUUCAUAUCUCACUAAUUUGUUUGGCCUCAGAUCACACAGUAAUGGAAUUACUGUCAUUUACUUCUGUUGCCGUUCAGACGAGCCCAGCAGAGUUUUGUUGAAACUCUUACAUGAACCAUUUACAUGUGUGUGAGAUUUGGACUGCAUUCAGCUCUUCUUUUUGAGAUGAAGACAGUGGAUGUGAAUGUUACUGAAGCUUCUGCCUCCCUGAAAUCUUUGAAUUAUGCUGCCAGUAGGUAAUCAGACAUGUUAGCCAACUGUAGGUGACUGUGGCUCCUCUGUUGAUCCACUGUAUUCAUGCUGUGGGUAACACCUUUAAAAUAAAAAAUAAAAGGGUUUAUAUUACUCAUGUACCCACCCCCCCCCCCCACACACACACACAGACACACUUGUUGUUUGGCAUGUAUGUGCUAUUGUGUACUGUAACUGACUGUAGAUUUUAUUACAUUAAAAUAAUUUCAAUGGUA